AUGAGUACAAUUGAAAUCACAGUCAAGUUCUCUCUUCCUCAAGUCUGGCAGGAUCUUAUCUCUGUCUCCCUUUGUAGAGGACGAGGAGAUGGCGAUAAAGGUAGAUUCUGUUGCUUUCCCACGGAUCCACUGGGGGAUGUUGAGACUUGGAGUGAGUCUGUGGACAAAGUCCUGAGCUGUAAAGCCGGGCAGAUAGCUUUCCGGGAGUUCCUGAAGUCAGAGUACAGCGAGGAGAAUAUACUGUUUUGGCUCGCCUGUGAGGAGUACAAAAAGAUUAAGACAGUCCCAGAGAUGAUCUCCUCCGCCAACCGGAUCUACUCUGAGUUUGUCCAAACAGAAGCACCAAGACAGAUCAACAUAGACUGCGGUACAAGAGAAAACAUUACAAAUAACAUCUCCCAGCCGACCCUGACUUCGUUUGAUACAGCUCAGAAGCACAUUUACAGUCUGUUGGCCAGGGAUUGCUACCCGCGGUUCCUAAAAUCUGACAUCUAUCAGGGACUCCUGAGGAGAAACGAUUCAAGGUGACUGUAUUAAAAAUGACGGCCUCUCAGGCUGAGGCUCAUGAUGUCUUCUGCUCAACUCUGAUCUGCUGUAGCACUCUUUGAUUUCAGCGUGGAUAACAGGUUUAUCCUAUACAAUCCAGAUCCUUAGUCUAGUGGAGGUAGUUUUUUUUUUCUUAGUCUGUGUGAUUUAGUAGCUUAAGUUGAAUUUUCAGCUUGUAUUAUACUUUAUCCCUUAAUUAAGUAAAAAAAAUGUACCUAUAAGUCUUUAUUUUCUCCCCUCCCACAUACAGUUAAUAAUGAAGAUAAUUCCUUUAUUGUAAAGUAUUAUCAACGCUUUAUAUAACUCUUCGUGCAAAUAUAAACCGUCUUAUGCUCUGAGAACUUCCA
This is a messenger RNA of Oreochromis aureus, 893 nucleotides long. RefSeq names its product regulator of G protein signaling 1 (gene rgs1). The transcript has 5 exons. NCBI's taxonomy places the organism in Eukaryota, Metazoa, Chordata, Actinopteri, Cichliformes, Cichlidae. The record is from RefSeq and is a predicted model, not a curated record. Bases 1 to 528 code for a protein of 175 amino acids.